Aspergillus pseudotamarii is the source of this 1672-nucleotide messenger RNA. RefSeq names its product putative nucleoporin. Lineage: Eukaryota; Fungi; Ascomycota; Eurotiomycetes; Eurotiales; Aspergillaceae. The coding region runs from base 116 to 1588 and encodes 490 amino acids. The record is from RefSeq and is a predicted model, not a curated record. Gene Ontology annotation, biological process: protein localization to nuclear inner membrane; nuclear pore organization; NLS-bearing protein import into nucleus. The transcript has 3 exons. Gene Ontology annotation, cellular component: nuclear pore central transport channel; nuclear pore. Gene Ontology annotation, molecular function: structural constituent of nuclear pore.
AUUUUUAUUUUUUUUCUCUAUUUUAUUUACUUUUGAGUGUUGAUAUUGGACACGCCACCUUUCGUCGAACUAUUCGCUUGACAUUUUCCUGACUCGCACUCCGCUACAUACCGUAAUGUCUCUCUUUGGAAAUCAGACUCAGACCCAGCCGUCCGGCGGACUGUUUGGGUCUUCGACGACCGCGAAUAAGCCCAGCCCCUUUGGCGGCGCUGCCACUGGCGGAGGCCUUUUCGGUUCGAAUACUCCCGGAACCGGAACUCAGCAGAGUAGCGGCGGUCUCUUUGGACAGACACAGAACCAGGGCGCGACAGGAGGUGCUACUGGCGGUGGUGGUCUGUUCGGAUCAUCGACGGCGCCAUCGCAGCCUCAGCAGACCGGUGGUCUCUUCGGCAACACUACGACACAGAACCAGCCGCAGACGGGCGGACUUUUCGGGAAUACUGCCACCCAGCAGAAGCCCGCUGGUGGACUCUUUGGGGGAUUGGGCCAGUCGACACAGCAACAGCAGCCGCAGCAACAGUCGGGCGGUGGGUUGUUCGGGGGUGCGUUGGGUCAGCAGAAGCCCCAGGGCAGUCUGUUUGGAGGUACACUGGGACAGACGACACAGCAGCAACAAGCGCCGCAACAGGGCGGUGGUCUUUUCGGAGGAGGAUUGGGUCAGACACAACAGCAACCGCAGCAGCAGCAGAGUUUAUUUGGAGGCACCCUACUAGGAGGUCAACAGCCGCAGGGCCAGCCGCAGCAACAACAACAGCCUCAAUUGGGCCAGUCUGUGCAACAGCCGGGGUCGAGCCUUUGGUCGCCUGGUCGCGCCGUCACUGGAGUACACCGGACUGUUCCGACACAGAUCGCGAUCGUCAAGGAUAAGUGGGACACUGCCAGCCGCAAUUCUCCGUUUCGAGCAUACUUGUACAACCAUGUCGGUGAAGAGGCGGCACCUUUCUACCAACCCGGCCCGGAUGACGACGAAUCGAAAUGGGAGGAAGCUUUGCGCAAGCGGCCCGCACCUGGCUAUGUGCCUGUGAUUGUGAGGGGCUUCUUCGAGCUGGGCAAGAGAGCUCAGAGACAAAAGGAUUUCCUUACGAUGAUGCAAACCCGCCUCCACGAGAUCAACAACUGUCUCACUGAAUUGCUCUCUCGUCACGACCUUAAGAUCUCCGUCAGGAUAGCCGACUGCCGGCGGAAGCACCUUGUCCUGAGCAAGCGGUGUCUAGCGCUUGCGGCCAAGACCCAGGUCCUACGCAACCGGGGCUACGCGAUGGACGACGCCGAGGAGGAGCUGAAGAAGAAACUCGCCCUGCUGGAACGCUCCGUCUUCGACCCCUCCUUGAAUGGACGUGAAGAAGAGAUCUGGGCCCGAAUGCUGGCGAUCCGGGAACACUCGAAACGCCUGCAGCUGGAGAUGGAGAAGGCCGGUCCGGGUGCCGCUGCCCAGGCGGAUGACGAAUUGGAUGAACAGACUAUGAAGACUGCUAAGAAGAUUUUGGAUGACUAUCAUACCCAGAUCAAGCACCUGCAGAAGGAACUGGAGUCCGUGAGGAAAGACUUUGAUGAGGCGGAGAAGCUCCAAGGCCGGGUCGAUCACUAGCCUUGUGGUCGCUACGCUAUGAUUGAUCUUGACACUCGGGGGGAAUACAUGGCUUAGGUUGAAUGUCCGGGAGCAAGGAGUUAU